AUGCCCCAGAACGAGCAUAUUGAGUUACACCGCAAGCGGCAUGGCUACCGCCUGGACCAUCAUGAAAAGAAAAGGAAGAAGGAGAGCCGAGAGGCUCACGAGCGGUCGCACAAAGCCAGAAAGUUGAUCGGUUUGAAGGCCAAACUCUACCACAAGCAAAGACAUGCAGAGAAGAUCCAGAUGAAGAAAACCAUCAAGAUGCAUGAACAGAGAAAGACCAGGCAGAAGGAUGAUGACAAGACCCCAGAGGGAGCAGUCCCAGCAUACCUGUUGGACAGAGAAGGCCAGUCGCGUGCUAAAGUCCUUUCCAACAUGAUCAAACAGAAGAGGAAAGAGAAGGCUGGAAAAUGGGAGGUGCCCCUGCCAAAGGUCCGAGCCCAAGGAGAGACAGAAGUCCUUAAAGUCAUCAAAACUGGAAAGAGGCAAAAGAAAGCCUGGAAGAGGAUGGUCACCAAAGUUUGCUUUGUUGGCGACGGCUUCACCCGUAAACCUCCGAAAUAUGAGCGUUUCAUCAGACCCAUGGGUUUACGGUUCAAGAAAGCUCACGUCACACAUCCUGAGCUAAAAGCAACAUUCUGCCUUCCCAUCCUGGGAGUGAAGAAGAACCCUUCCUCCCCCCUCUACACGUCUCUGGGAGUCAUCACAAAAGGAACAGUGGUCGAGGUUAAUGUCAGCGAGCUGGGCCUGGUUACACAGGGAGGAAAAGUUAUCUGGGGAAAAUAUGCCCAGAGUGUGGACACAUCAGACCCAACAGCAGUGGCUUUGCUUUCACCGGACUGCCAGGAAGAACGUGAAGCUGCGCUCGGGACGUUUUUGUAA
Molecule: messenger RNA, 819 nt
Organism: Menidia menidia (Atlantic silverside)
Lineage: Eukaryota; Metazoa; Chordata; Actinopteri; Atheriniformes; Atherinopsidae
Source: the annotation of a GenBank genome assembly